AUGUAUUGCUUCACAUUUUACUACCAGGCUAGGCUAUUUACUCAAAGAGGAAAACACGGUAUUUCAAUUUACCGUUUAGAAACCACACAAAAAACAUGGUCUUUCGUUCUCCCGUCCCUGGCCCCACAUGAAAAAAUCGAUCGACUGUUUGAAAUCCUUCUCACCGGUGAGGCGGACGGUCGUCUUCUCAGAAAACACAGAAGGAUUGUGGUCUCUUUGCUUUUCUUCUAUUUGGAAGAACCAAAGGAAGCUAGAACAUUAUUGGGAAGAAAUGAAUAUCAGAAAGGAAAUAUAGAAGCUGCACUGCAUGUGUUUGAAGGAAUAGAUAUUGCUGCAAUAACUCCCAAAAUGAAACUUGGCCUUACUAGAAAAGUAGAAAUGCGAAAGAGACUCUGA
Messenger RNA from Hibiscus syriacus, 396 nucleotides. RefSeq lists its product as uncharacterized. The record is from RefSeq and is a predicted model, not a curated record. Lineage: Eukaryota; Viridiplantae; Streptophyta; Magnoliopsida; Malvales; Malvaceae. The transcript has 4 exons. The coding region runs from base 1 to 396 and encodes 131 amino acids.